GUGAACAGUUUCAGAGCGCCUACCCACAGACUACAAGUCAAAUGCUGAGGCACGUAUCACUGUAAGUGGAAGUUCGCAGAGGAGUGCGCACUUCGGUAUUCACUCUGUGCUUUGAAAUAGCUACUUUUUGACUUCAGCGUGCUAUGCCUUCCGAAAUUUUGGUUGGAGAGGGGGAAGGACAGGAUGGAGAACAAGGCAACUGAUGUCUGUAUGGGCUGACGACAAGAGCGCGCUAUGGAGAUGACCGCUCGCCUUGCGCACUUGGACAACAAGGUGGAUGGCAGAAACUGUGAUGGUCUUGUCAACCACAACGGGGAAACGACGGAGAUAAGAGUUCCGCUGUCUCACACGGGGAAGAGACUCAGUCCGAUCGAGGGGGGAAAUCUUUACAGACUGCGUGACAGAAAGUUCCUUUUGGAGGACAAGAAGCGCCUCUGCUCGUGGGCACUGGGAACCGCGUUGUUAGGCAUUCUGCUGAUGGUAUUACAUGCUGAGCUGUGCCCAGUAGUGUAUCAACCAGGAUCCAUAUAUGCCCUCUCCAUAAAUGGUCUCAUCAGUUUCUCCACGGGGUGUUUGCUCAUUCUCAUCAUCGCCUUCCAUUAUAAAGACAUCGGACUUUUCAUCAUUGACCACAACCAGGUGGACUGGCGCAUUGCCAUGACCAGUAACCGGGUGCUUGGCAUCUCCCUGGAGCUCGUUGUCUGCGCUAUCCAUCCCGUGGCUAUCUACCUGAGGCCCGAUAUGGAGGACAGACUCGGGGGGAAGCCGGAGCAAAAUUCCUCCACCCCCCUCUGCUUGUCCUCCAGUCACAAAGAAGUCAUGCUGGAUGUGGAGCUGCUGCUGUCGGCCCUCAUGUUCCUCAGACUGUAUCUCGUGCACAGAGCCGUCCUGCUACACAGCAAGGUGCUCCUCAGCGCCUCGUACAGGAGCAUCGGCUCCCUCAACAACAUCAACUUCAGCUUCCGCUUUGUGCUCAAGGUGCUAAUGAACAAGUAUCCAGCCCGCACGCUGCUGGUCUUCAUUAUGUUCUUCUGGCUCUCCGCAGCUUGGAUGCUGCGACUGUGUGAAAGGCAGCAGCGGGUAGAGACAGGUGGCAUGGACACCGCACUGUGGCUCAUAGCCAUCACCUUCCUCACAGUGGGAUAUGGAGAUGUGUCCCCUCACACCAGCUGUGGCAAGGUGGUGUGUCUCUUCACAGGCGUCAUGGGUGUGGCAUGUACUGCUAUGUUGGUAGCCGUCAUGACUAAGAAAUUGGCGCUUAACAAAGGGGAGAAACAUGUGCAUUUCUUCAUGAUGGACAUCCAGAUCUCCAAGCGGAUCCGGCACGCAGCAGCCAAUGUGCUAAGAGAAUGUUGGCUGCUGCAUCACACCACCCAGACAAAAGACAACAGCGGAGAGCAUCGUCACCACCAGAGAUGCCUGCUGGAGGCCAUCCGUGUAUUUCGUCAUCUGCGAUUGAAGCAGAGGAAGUUAAGGGAUUUUGCCAGUGAGAUGGUGGAUCUCUCGAAGAUGCAGAUGAUCAUGUGUGAUCUGAGUGCAAACUGGAACAGCUCUUACCAUGAGCUUGAGCAGCGAAUCAUCUCUAUGGAGCAGAAGCUGGACGAGCUGGGACGCUCCUUCCAAAUCACCUCUGAGCUGCUCACACAGGCGCUACAUCGCCGCAGACUGGACCACAGGUAA
This is a messenger RNA of Sinocyclocheilus rhinocerous, 1680 nucleotides long. RefSeq names its product potassium intermediate/small conductance calcium-activated channel, subfamily N, member 4 (gene kcnn4). Gene Ontology annotation, molecular function: small conductance calcium-activated potassium channel activity; calmodulin binding. Gene Ontology annotation, cellular component: membrane. The transcript has 8 exons. Lineage: Eukaryota; Metazoa; Chordata; Actinopteri; Cypriniformes; Cyprinidae. Gene Ontology annotation, biological process: potassium ion transport. The coding region runs from base 235 to 1680 and encodes 481 amino acids. The record is from RefSeq and is a predicted model, not a curated record.